Molecule: messenger RNA, 2742 nt
Organism: Branchiostoma floridae (Florida lancelet)
Lineage: Eukaryota; Metazoa; Chordata; Leptocardii; Amphioxiformes; Branchiostomatidae
Product: E3 ubiquitin-protein ligase RNF180-like
Exons: 5
Coding region: 190-1755 (521 amino acids)
Biological process (GO): positive regulation of proteasomal ubiquitin-dependent protein catabolic process; protein polyubiquitination; serotonin metabolic process
Cellular component (GO): endoplasmic reticulum membrane
Molecular function (GO): ubiquitin conjugating enzyme binding; ubiquitin protein ligase activity
Source: RefSeq, a predicted model, not a curated record
CAGAUGCUAUGUUCUCGCUGACCGCAAUUGUUUCGUUGUCAAACUCAAAGUGGUUUCAUUCAGUCUGUCAAACCAAGGGGUUUUGAUAAACGUCCCUGGUACAAUUUGUCAUUUUAACCUUUCAAGAAACUACACAGAAGAAAAGAGCAGCAUCAGAGAUAGAGAUAUUCUCGGUGGCACGUAGCAGCCAUGCUGGAGGAUGGCUGUGUGUUGAAGUGCCGGCGCUGUCGUUCAUCCCUGGUGAACGGACGCUGCGUUGUCGGCAGUCAUGGCGGCGGUGACUCCUGUCCCAUGGAAGGUCUGUCCACACUAUGGUACAUCAGUGAUAACAACAUCCCUGACUGGAUACAGGACCAAAUCAUCCAGGUACACUGGACCAAAGGACGGCUCCUGUGCCCAAAGUGUGGCGGCCGGCUGGGCUCAUUUGACUUUGUCUCCCUGGUGAAGUGUCCCUGCGGUGAUCAGGUCUUCCCUCCUAUACACAUCCAAAGGUGUCGUGUGGACGUGGACAAAGUCUCGCCAAAACACAUACCCAAAACACAGCAAGGGGAAAAGUUACCUUUAAAAAUGUGUGAAACAAAGGAACAGGCCUGUGGUAUUGUUUCACCAGAACAUUUGGCAGGUGGACAGCUGGCAGACAAGCACUAUGAGAAGCCAAAGAAAAACCGGAAAACAGAUGUUGCAACUGUGGGAACAGGCGAUGCACCUGUUGGAACAGGUGUAUCUGUUAGAACAGGUGUUUUACCUGCUAGAACAGUUGUUACACCUGCUAAGACAAGACUUAGUGUUGCACCUGCCAGAAAAGUUGUCACACCUGGCGGAACAAGUGUUGUACCUGCUGGAACAGGUGAUGCACCUGCCAGAUCAAACACUGCACCUGCUGACACAGGUGCCUCAUAUGUAGCUGAUGAUGGAGUUGCUGAAACGGAUUCCUCUGUCAGUGACAUGGCAGAGUCAACUUCCAGCACUAUAGAUGAGGAGGAAUCAGAAGGAGACCAAACCACAAGGACUGCUGCCAGCUGGCAGCGCCCUCUAGUGGUUACAGAUGGUGAUGACAGUUGUAUCCAUGACACAAACUUGUUCCAAGUGUUAGAGGGCUUGGACGGAGGGAACACAGGACACACAGCAGACAGACGGAGGAUCAAGAGGCAAACAAAGAGGGAGAGAAACAAGCUGAAGAACAUUCGUAAGAAGCAGAGAAGACACGAGAAGUGGGUGAAGAAACAGACCCAGGAAGUUGAGCAGUUUGAGGAGGCUGAGAGAGAAGGACUGAUCUGUCCCGUCUGUCUGGACCUGUACUAUGAACCGUACAUGUGUCAGCCAUGCGGACAUGUCUUCUGUGACCCUUGUCUCAGACAGGUCGCUAAGGAUGACCCUGGCUGUACGGCCUGUCCACUGUGCCGUACUGUGGUCAUCACGGUCAACUACUCUUACCAACUUAGUAAGACCAUGCAGGAGUUUUUCCCACGACAUCACGAGUCGCGGCGCCGUGCAGAACGCCAGACCCAGUACAAGAGCUGGCCACUCCCAGGGGUCACCGGUGCCCGUGCCCUGUGGUGGACGACCGUGACCUCGCUGACCUCUCGCCGGGGUGGGCGGAACUACCCUCACUACCGCAGCAACGACGAUGAUCUGAACUACGACGGGAGCAUGUUUGACGAACUCUUAGUGUACUUCUACUCUAUCAACUGGAUCAUAGGUUUGUUUGUGGUUUGUGGACUGUGUUAUUUUACCAUACGUUCUUUCAUUUUCUAAAACAAGACAGCCAGUAAUUAGAAUAAAACAAUCAUGAUGCAGAGUUGUCAACAUAGAUUUUUAUUACCAACUCAUUUGAUGUAUUUUAAUAUGAGUGAAUGAUGUAAUAGUAUUUGUGUGUGGACAUAAAAUUUGCGACUGUAUUGAAAACAUGACCAGAAUUCUGCAAGCUCACCAUGUGUACAGUCCAGUUUUGACUUCUGUUGCAAAAUAAAGGUUGAAGUACAUGUAGCUUAGGUAUCAAUCCUUCAUUAGUUAUGCUUGCUCUCUCACUAGUGUGUUCUCACCAUUGUUAGUAAUACAUGUACAAAAUGUACAUUCUCAACAAUGCAGUGAGAGCACCAUAAUAUGGGGGCAGGUUUAAACUAAUGAGGAUGUACCCAAGCUACUUCAACUUGAAGAGAAUCUUUUCCAUGCAUAGCACUACUUACAAUAUUUAUUAUUUGAGCUUAUAUCUAGAAACUUAGUGUAUGUAGUUGGGAGAAAAACUGAACGGGAGCUGAUUCUAUAAAUAACCUGUUUGUUUGUCUCAUUAACAUUAUUUCUGCUGUCAUGUCUGCUGUAUGGAAAAGGUGUAUAGGUUUGGAAACCAGGCUAUGACGAGAAAACUUCCAACAGAGCUUCCAUGACUUGUCAAUCUACUUGCAAUGGAACAACUGUAUUACGUUAAAUAAUGUCCAUAUAAGUAAAAAACAUGUCAACAGGGCCAAACAGGUUUGAAAUUCACUUUAAAAUCCUUUGUUUAUAACACUGAAGUGACAGAAUACAAUGUGUAAAGUAACAACUUAGUAUCAUAAUAAUACUAUUUCAUAAUGUGCAAUGUGUUACAAAACUACAUAAUAUCAUAACUUAAGUCUUAACCUUAUAAUUUUUUGUUUAGAACAUUGAAACAUAGAGUGAAACACAUACACUACUUGACUUCAUAAUUAACAUUGCUUGUUUGACAAGCAUAAAAUUUCUUCAAAAUUAAACUUUAUUACAACGGUU